AUGCCCGAAACAACUGCCAACCCCGUAGCGUCUCCCUCUCGUUCACGGGUUGCUUACCACCCUUACCGCUCCCAAGCUUCCUCAGCGCUCUCCGAUACCACGGAUUCGAUAUCGAUUUCUGGAUUAUCUCGACGUGAGAGUACUGAUGACCCCGAGACGCGUGAUGCUCCAAGGGGUAUUCCAAGGUCUCAAACAUCUCACUCCAGGGCCACUUCAAUCGCCAUUAUUGAGGACAUGAGGACCGGGACCCCGUUGUAUGAUAUGAACCCAACUCAAGUUCGUGGAGAGCAGCGUCGCCAAUUGCGCGCCCAAUAUGCGUGUUCGGAGCGAUGGCUGCAGGUGGUGGAGAGAUGUCAUCCGUAUGAGCUCCCUUCGCCUGAGGAUUGUAGCGAGCAUGCUCCAGAGGAGAUGAAGGCUUUGAUACAUGUUCCAAACCGUGCGCGGGCUCGUGGUAACGCCAUCUUCUCUCAUUUUUUCCGUUCGGUCAAAGUCUUCGAUGAGGGAGAAGAAAAGAGCAAAUACAUCUGUGCCAUAAUGACCGACGACUCCUGCAAGACCAAGUUAUCCGGUGGUGCUGGAAUGAUCGGCCGGGAAAGUCAUAUGAAUAGCACCCACAAAGCAGUGUACGAGGCCUUCCGAUUAUUCCAGGGGCUCCAGAAUUGCCUGGAUCGCUUGCCAGUCGACCCUCACGCGUCCCAGGAGCAACAAGAAUACCAAGCACCUUCGACCCCCAAGCGGACACCCAGGAAAUCGAAAUUUCAGAGCGCCUUACCCGGUAUUCCGAUCCCUACUUUGGAAGAUAAGGCAACUGUGGAAACAUGCUGGCUAAAUCUCCUCAGCGAGGGUGCGGUGAACUACUCUUUGUUCGACAAUCCUAAUUUUCGGAAAAUCAAGGCAGUGAGCAUGCGGGGAUUCGACGUCCAUGCCUCACAGACGAUGAAGAAGAAAGUCGCCAAUACCACCCGACUGUUUGCCAGGGACUUGGACCGUUGCGCUAUUACAUUCGACGGCUGGACAAGCGCGGACCAGCGCAAGUAUCUGGGGAUCACAAUGCACUACAUUACCACAAGCUUACAGACGGCAACAAUCCUCCUCGACAUGGUGCUAAUUGAAGGAGAGCGUCAGACGGGAGAGUAUCUGCUUAAGAAGAAGUUCUCGCAGCCUGGGCUUUGGAAGGCAAGAACCCACCCGAAUGCGAUGUCAAUCCUGGCAGAGGAGCAGAAGGUCCUGUUCGGCAAGAGCUACAAACUUCUUGCGAUGAACCACACUAGAUGGAACUCCAAGUAUGUAAUGAUCGCCCGGGUCGUCAAGGUUUCUCCGGCCUUCGAAAAAGCAUACCGACGAAUGCUUGCAGCCCACAACGACCAACGAGCCAACGCCCUCACGCUCAAAAAGCUCAUUCCAUCCGGAGAAGAGGUCGCUAUCCUCAACGAGCUCAUUCGACUUCUCCAAGGAGCAGCCAACUUCACCCAUUGGGUAGGCCAACUUGAGAACCCGACCAUCCCACAAGUCUAUCCCAGGAUUGAAGGAAUCCUUCCUGCUAUCGACACUUUCGUCACCGACGGACCACGAGAGAUGCAUCAACAGCUGGAGAAAGAGUUGCGACAAUCAUGGAGCUAUGAGACUAUCCCCGAUUCCAUGCUGGUGGCCAUAUUCCUAGCCCCAGCUUAUGGAAAGCUCGACAUGUGGAAUACGCCGCUCCCCGCCGAUGCACGCCUCCCCCCGGCCUUCGAGGUGACAGAUAUGGUCUUCCGAAUGUUGAAUGGAAGAAGCGAUCCAUCGACAUAUUUGUGCAAGGCUAAAUAUUUGGUCGUCGCAGAAAUCAUUCGCUUACAGGAGGAGGACGCCCAACGCUCUGCCCAGAACCGUCAGGAUUCCCAAGUAUCGACUCCAAGCCGCCAGAAGAGAUUCCACUCCGGGCCCAUUCAAACAUUGGUCAGGCGAAGGAUGAAUGCCGCAAUGAUCGUGCAGGAUUACUGCGAGCAAAUAGCGGCCGAGGAGAAUGAUUUUUCCGAAUUUGCAGAUCUUCCUCUGGAUUACUGGAACGAACGGCAGGAAGACCCCGAGGCAGCAUAUUUAAUCCGCGUGGCUCGCGCUUACUUGGGAAUCCCAGCUACAUCAUCUGAAUCGGAACGAUCGUUUAGUCGUGCCGGACGAAUCCUAGGAACCAAUAGGUGCAGGAUGCUUCAUACAACUUUCCGGAACUUGAUGCGCAACCAUAGUUUCAACAAAUUCUUCUGUAGAUUUCCACAUUACUUGAAUCCUGGGUAUCUUUAUUGGCAUUAA
This is a messenger RNA of Linnemannia hyalina, 2286 nucleotides long. NCBI's taxonomy places the organism in Eukaryota, Fungi, Mortierellomycota, Mortierellomycetes, Mortierellales, Mortierellaceae. The record is from the annotation of a GenBank genome assembly.